Messenger RNA from Vanessa atalanta (red admiral), 1236 nucleotides. RefSeq names its product cysteine and histidine-rich protein 1-like. Gene Ontology annotation, biological process: proteasome-mediated ubiquitin-dependent protein catabolic process; multicellular organism development. The record is from RefSeq and is a predicted model, not a curated record. Gene Ontology annotation, molecular function: ubiquitin protein ligase activity; zinc ion binding; ubiquitin conjugating enzyme binding. The transcript has 7 exons. Gene Ontology annotation, cellular component: cytoplasm. Lineage: Eukaryota; Metazoa; Arthropoda; Insecta; Lepidoptera; Nymphalidae. Bases 182 to 1072 code for a protein of 296 amino acids.
UCGCUACUAGACUAACACAAUCACGUUCAAGAUACACACCGUCCGCCUUAUCACUGAAAAUGGCUGAACGAUUGCAUCGUAAUCGCCUAACACUAGCUCCUGUCGAUCUAAAAGUGUUUACCAAGUGCAAAACAGUGUUCGAUGUUGUGUAGUUACGUUAGUGCGCAGUUAUUUUAGAAAAAUGUCUUCAGCGUCGUCGGCAACGGGAAGGAAGCUGGUACUGAGCACUCUCCUCGAAACUGAUCACUACGAAAGCUUAAUCAAGGAACUGACUUGCACGAAAUGCAACAAGUACAUGAAACCACCGAUAUACCUGUGUGUGGACGGCCACAGUAUUUGCGGGCCAUGUUUUGAAAAGAGUUACCAGUGUCAUAUUUGCAAAAAAGAAUUUGCGCAGAUCCGCCCCAUGGUCCUGGAGUCACUCGCUAAUAAAGUGCUAUUUCCUUGCACUAAUGCAGGCUGUCCGAAACACGCUACACUACCUCAGCUGGAGAAGCACACGCCACACUGCCAAUAUCGCAUAAUUAACUGUUUUAUGGCUAGAGUUUAUGGUGAAUGCAGCUGGGAAGGUCGUGCUGGUGAAUGGAUGGACCAUUGCUUCUCGGAUCAUAAGCAAAGAGUGACUGAAUUGCCGUUCAUCACCAUCCAGGAUAAGUGGGACGCUAAGCGAACGGAACCAGUGUUAAACUAUUUUCUAUUGAAAUGCUAUGAUAAAAUAUUCAACGUUUAUCAGAUUUAUGAUAAGAGAGGGGGAAGAAUGAUGUGGACUGUUUUAGUUAACGACGACCACGCAGAAAAGUUUUAUUUUGAAGUUGAUAUAUUUUUACCGAAUAUUCCAUGCAAAAGGAUUGUUUACAGGCGGCCUUGCAAGUGCGAAAAAGACGCUGAUUUCUUAGAGCAUACACAAAACGUGUACAUUCCGGUCGAAAAUGUUUUCUCUAUGUUAGAUGAAACAGAGGCUUUGAACUUUACCGUCAGAAUUGGUGAAGUUGAGAACUUGCCUUUAUUGGAGACGCCCACAGCAAGCGAAAGUCUUAUACUACUUAACGAGGAACACAGAGAAGACCCAUAGAAAACAUUCUAUUGUAUUUAAGCAACAAUAACCAGCUGUUUUAUUGUAUAGAUUUCAGGCAUUGUUAAUAGUUGAGUUGAACAUUAUAGAUGGUUUACUUUUAAGAUUAGAUAUAUAUUUCUGCAAUGAGUGCAAUUCCUUUUAAAUAAAGACCUUUAUUUAUA